AUGAAAUAUUUCAGUUGUGGUUCACUUCAUAGUGGUGAUCGUAUCUUAGCAGUUGAUAAUAUACUUCUAGAAUCAUGUACCGUUGAAGAAGCAAUGCGUUUAUUGCAGCGUUCCGGUGAUAUUGUUAAAUUACGAGUUCGUAAAGGUGUUACAUCUGAACAGGCUAAUCAUGAUGCAGUGCAAUCAUUAAUUUAUUCUAUCGAAUUGAAUCGAAAUGGUGGACCAUUAGGCAUAACAAUUGCUUCUAGUGCUGAACGUUAUGAACCUAUAUUAAUAUCAUACCUUGCACCAGGUGGAUUAGCUGAAAAGACAGGUGCGGUACGUGUUGGUGAUCGAAUUCUUGCAGUAAACAAUGAAUCAAUUGAAGGUAUGAAAGCAGCUGAUGUAAUGCAUUUAUUACAACAAUGUACCGAUCCUGUUACAAUUAAAAUUAUGCGAAUUUUUGAUUCAAAAGGUUUAUAA
This is a messenger RNA of Loa loa (African eye worm), 462 nucleotides long. RefSeq lists its product as hypothetical. The transcript has 3 exons. Lineage: Eukaryota; Metazoa; Nematoda; Chromadorea; Rhabditida; Onchocercidae. Gene Ontology annotation, molecular function: protein binding. Gene Ontology annotation, biological process: neurotransmitter receptor transport, endosome to postsynaptic membrane. Bases 1 to 462 code for a protein of 153 amino acids. The record is from RefSeq and is a predicted model, not a curated record.